AUGCCUAUCCAGGAGGGUUUCUGGCCCAGCCUGAAGGCCCUUGGCGAGAACAACGGGGUCGUCAGUCUGAAAACUCUCGACCUAGAGUGUAUCAUUUGCACCAAGCCCUUUCAGUACCGAAGUCGAGACGAUGACGAUGUCGGAAUACCCCGCCGUCCUCGUGUCCUCCCAUGCGGCCACAUUCUGUGCUAUAGAUGUCUACUCGCAUAUUAUGAGACAGGUCAAUCUCGCUGCCCAAUAUGUCGCACGGAACUCAUGCACAACUGCGGCCACGCUCACAUUGGCAUGAUCAUGCCCUUAAAGCGGUUGGACAAGCUGCCUCCCCUCCUGUCACAAGGCGGAGGUAUGCCAAACGGAUGCAGCCGCUGUUGCAUCACUGGUCUGGUAGCAAUGUUCAACCGGUUGUUGGACAGAGACCCAGAUAUUCCAGAGGAGCUCAAGGGGGAGUACCUGGGUAUCGGCCUCAAGUUCUCGAGCUAUGAAUUUUGUUCGCGCGCUGUAAUUGGACCUGUUUUGGAGAUUGAACCUCCAACCGCCGUCAAGGAGUUGAUCAAUGGCAUGGUCGACUUCGCGAUCGAAGGAAGGCAAGAGAAUGAGGUUUGGAUCGAAGUGGAAUACAGUGCCAUGAAGAUUCGGGUACUUCACUUCAAGCCUGAGCUUCUAUCACAGGGGCAAGACUCUCCCGCAGAGGAAGGGACUGUCCCCCAAGACGAGACGUGA
Messenger RNA from Fusarium redolens, 720 nucleotides. RefSeq lists its product as uncharacterized. Gene Ontology annotation, molecular function: metal ion binding. Lineage: Eukaryota; Fungi; Ascomycota; Sordariomycetes; Hypocreales; Nectriaceae. Bases 1 to 720 code for a protein of 239 amino acids. The transcript has a single exon. The record is from RefSeq and is a predicted model, not a curated record.